This is a messenger RNA of Gasterosteus aculeatus aculeatus (three-spined stickleback), 7722 nucleotides long. Its product is annotated as leucine-rich repeat transmembrane neuronal protein 4. The record is from RefSeq and is a predicted model, not a curated record. Gene Ontology annotation, molecular function: protein binding. NCBI's taxonomy places the organism in Eukaryota, Metazoa, Chordata, Actinopteri, Perciformes, Gasterosteidae. Gene Ontology annotation, cellular component: extracellular matrix.
GGAUGCGCUCUCGCCAGAAGAGGGCAUUCGGAUUCUGCCUGAAAAAGUUGCGUUGACACGCGGACGUGAUUAACCACGGCGUCAUGCGUGCAUUCCGAAACAGUGUGGAUCGAAAGCGGAUUUAGACUCCAAGGGAAACGAUGGAUUUUGGGAUAUGUGAUUGUUCCGUUUGACUCGUUUCACAGCAGGUUCGCAGAGACUUAUAGCCGGACGUUACUUUUUCCGUCUGUGUGCCAUGCGCCGAUCCGUCUGAGCACCCUCGAGGGUAGAUUCCAAGGGGCUCCACUUGGUUGAGGAAUCUGCGUGCGGCUUGACUCUUGGUGAAAAAUAACAUAUUGUUGUUUAUUUUGUGCACCAUGCAAACCAAUACGUGAAGUUUUUUGAGACACGUUUUUUGUGGAGUCUCCGUUUAAGACGGACACGGAUCAAUUGAACGCGGCUCCGUUGUUGUCUACGCCUACUGCAGUGCUCCUUUUAUGGAACUUGAAAAAAAAACUGCGAAGACGUGGAUAGGGAGUUCUGGAAACAGGAUAUUUAUUUUUAUCUCGAGUUGGAGGUAAAUGACAUUCGCCCCGUUUCGGGUGCACGGCUACAGAUGCAGAAAUAAACCGGAUAGCAAAAGCAGGUCCGUGAGAGUAAAAAAGGAAGGUGCGCUUUGGAAGUCGGCGUCUGCGCGGAGAGACCGGGCUAGUGGAUUAGGACGGUACCUGUCUGUUGAGAGCGCGUCAUGCGGACUCGAAUGUCGCGCACAAGAACCCAUUAAAACCUGUAGGCUGGAGCUGACAGAGACGCGGACAUGGGCUCUGCUUUGCGGCGGCGCUGGCUAGUGGUCCAACUCUUAAUGCAGGUGUGGCUGGCGGCAAACCCAUCUUUGAGCGAGCGCCCGUGCCCCAAGAGCUGUCGCUGUGAUGGGAAAAUUGUCUAUUGUGAGUCGAGCGCCUUUCGCGAUGUCCCCAAGAACCUCUCAGGAGGCUGUGAAGGCCUAUCUUUACGGUACAACAGCCUCGCUAGUCUUCGUGUAGGCCAGUUUCUAGGCCUCAACCACCUUAUCUGGCUCUAUCUGGACCACAAUUACAUUGCCUCUGUGGAUGGAAUGGCCUUUCAGGGGGUUCGCAGGCUGAAAGAGUUGAUAUUGAGUUCCAACAAAAUCACAUCGCUUCACAACACCACAUUCCAUCCUGUCCCCAAUUUGCGUAACCUGGACCUGUCGUACAACAAGCUGCAAGCCUUACAGCCUGGGCAGUUCCAAGGCCUACGGAAGCUUCUCAGCCUUCACAUACGCUCAAAUUCUCUAAAAACCGUCCCAGUGCGUCUGUUCCAAGAUUGCAGAAAUCUUGAGUUCCUGGAUUUUGGUUACAACCGCCUGCGCAGUAUCACUCGGAAUGCAUUUUCCGGCCUAGUCAAGCUGACUGAGCUGCAUCUAGAGCAUAACCAGUUCUCAAAGAUCAAUUUCUCCCACUUCCCUCGCCUUUACAAUCUGCGGGCACUUUACUUGCAGUGGAAUCGAAUUCGCUCAAUGAACCAGGGCCUAACCUGGACCUGGGCCUCCAUCCAGAAACUGGAUCUUUCUGGAAAUGACCUGAUGGAAGUUGAUGCAGUUGUUUACCAAUGCUUACCUAACCUGCAGACCCUCAACCUGGACUCCAACAAGCUGACCAAUGUCUCUCAGGAGGUGGUUGAUGCGUGGAUCUCUUUGACUACAAUAAGCUUAGCUGGGAAUGUAUGGGACUGUGGCCCUGCCAUCUGUCCUCUGGUGGCCUGGCUGAGAAACUUCAGAGGGGCAAAGGAGACCACAAUGAUCUGCGCCUCCCCAAAGAAAGCCCAGGGUGAAAAGGUAAUGGAUGCUGUUGAAGCUUUUGGUGUCUGUCACUCAAAUCCAGCGACAACGCUCACUGAGAGUAUCCCUCCAACCCUCGCCAGAGUCCCCGUGCAGACUGAACGCCGGCCAGCCAUCCUGGCUCUACCUACUGGUUCUGGAAAGAGAGGAGAGGGAUCUAAAGGUGGUCCGACAUCCUCAGCUGUUACCCCACCUGCGGCCCUUCCCCCAGAGCAAGACUUGGAGCCUGUGACGUUUCACAAGAUUGUGGCUGGAAGCGUCGCCCUUUUUCUAUCGGUUGCGAUGAUCCUGUUGGUAAUCUACGUGUCUUGGAAGCGCUAUCCUAGCAGUGUCAAGCAGCUGCAGGAGCAUUCGACAGCAGCUCGCAAGCGACGCAAGAAAGCUAGAGAGACGGAGCGCACUCUGAGCUCUCCACUUCAGGAGUACUAUGUGGACUACAAGCCCACCAACUCUGAGGCCAUGGAUGUCCUUGUGAAUGGCACCGGACCAUGCACCUAUACCAUCUCAGGCUCCCGAGAAUGCGAGGUUCCCCACCAGCUAGGUGCGCUGACCUUCUACCGCUACGAGCAGCCCAUCGUGGACUACUGCCAGGCCCAUCAACCCCUGCGGCUCAACAUGGGCUAUGAGGGACCCCCACAGGGCCUGGAGGACCUGGGGCCAUGUGAUAGGGGCACCAUACAGACAGUGGCGCUGCCGGCCGUGCCCUCCGCUGCCAGCAUGGGUGCCCCCAUGCCAGGGCCUCGCUCUCCUCCGCCGCCCACCCUCAGACCGCCGACUGACGGUCCCAGCAGCGGGCCUUUCCCCCCCGCCGAACGCACGGGGACGCUGAAAUUCGGACGCUAGCAGGAUUGGUCCAGUUGCUGGAAGUGGGCCAAGGGCCUUUUGAUUUGAUGUGACUUUGUUAGGAAGAGGCCGGCGAGCUGGUUAUUCAGUGGGCCCUUGUUUUCAGAACAUGAGUAUUUGAACUGGAGGACAAGACAUUUUUCUAAUUCUGCCUGGAGGGAGUCUGCAUCUGAAACACGCAGUCUCAAUCACAUACAGUCGAGGGUGAGACAUCUUUCCAGAUGAUUUUGAUUUCUUUUUUCAAAACUCCCUAUAUAAAAUACUGUAUCAUGGGAGGUCAUAUGGCAUUAGGACAGAAAAAAAGCAUUACCUUGUUUCCACAUCCGGUCUUGAGGAACCAGUUGACAGCAGUUCACAUGCACGAGUCAGUAGUUAUGGGGAAGUGCAAUAAACACUGGAUUUCAAUCAUGAGAGGGCACUAGAGAAGUUAAACAUAAAGAGAUGGAGUAGGACAUUUCAAGGGGCUUCUUACUGUGAUUAAUAUUAAAAUAUCGAGUCAGUAUUUCAUAAAGACAAGUUGUUCUCUCGAAACAUGUCAAAGGAUGGAUUGAUCCAUUGUCUUACUUUUGUUGUUUCUUUACAUGUGGGACUUCAUACUGUAUUCCAUUAAUGUGCAUGUCAAACCAAAGAGUUUACUUGUAUGUUAACAUGUUGUUUUAUUUUGUUAUUAUAUUUUUAAUGCACAUAAGCUACUUUUGCUGGGACCAUUCUUAAAAUGGCACUACUGCAACAACCUCUACCAACAAACAUUCCCAUUUACAAACAAACCCCCCUGUUGGUUUCAGACGGACCAGGCUCGUCUUAACAGUUUGGCAGAGUAAGCAGACAACAAAUAAGAGAGUGGUAGUGGAAGAGAAAUGUUUAGACAAAUUAAUUAUGAUGAUUGCACUGUCCUCCCAACAUCAAUUUGAACUGAUGACGCUACAAAAUAGCAACACAACACUUGAGAAGUGAUGUAAUGUGGUGUGUUAAUUUCAUGAAUUUCUUCAACAUGGAGGGGGUCCCUUCUCUCAGCAGAAUGGCAGGUCUUUGUGUAUGAUUAUAUCCCAGCUGAAUGACUCACUAUGCUUUAAAGAAGGUCAACCUUGGGGGGGGGGGGGCAAAAUAAGUACAUUUGAAUGCACACAUUUGAAGUAUUGUACAUAUUCUUACAAAAAAAGGUUCACUUUACUGAAGGUCAAACCACUCUCACUGCCCCAAACAUUAGUCAUUUGAAACAUCGCCAUGUCAAUGUCUGACUUUUAUUACAUUGGACCAUGUGGUGAGCACCUUCUUGCUGUGUUGGCAAGGCUCCGGCCAUGUGCUCCCACCGCGCCCCCCUCCCUCCACAGCAGAAAACAACAGUGCCUAGUGGGGGCAUGUUGAACUGGCACGUUGACUUCUCUUUAACCUGCUUACAAACCCAUGGACCACACUGGGAAUAUUGCCUGACAUCAUCUUUUUUUUUACAGAAAGCGUGCCUGCAGUGCUGGACUUUGUUGCACUCGGUGACCCUUUGUCCAUGGCUACUGUUGACUUGUGGAGGUAAUGAGGACAUGAGACACGGCCAUGAUGGCCUGUCGAAUGUGAUCUGCAGCUUUAGCCCAGCAGCACGCCGACUCGUUUCUCACAUGUCAGCAGCCGCACUCUCUGCAGAUGUGGAAACGGUGCAACCGGUUGAUCCACAGAUGAUAUUGCGAGGGGCCAAAAUGCCCCGCCCGUAUCCACAAGAUAAGAGAAAAAAAUAGGGAUAUUUUUUAUUUGUUGUUAUUUUGUCUUUGUGUCUUGGAACAAAAAAUACUUUUUUUUUUAAGUGUUCAAAGAUGAUGUCAAGAAAUUCUAUGAGAGGAAAAAAUCAAAUAGAACUUAUUUAUCGUGUAAAUAGUGAAUCUUUAAAGAUGAAGGAAAAAAAUAUGAAUUUUAAUUCUUCUUAAACACAAAACUGCUUGUGCAAUGAAGAUGAGCCUUAUUCACUUUCCAGUGGGAAUCUGUUACCAAGACAACUCGGUGGAGAGGUUCUGCACUGUAACGUUCUUUUUGUUUCAAUGAUAAAUAUUUUUCUAUCUGCUCCCUCCACUAUUCCACCAUCAAAAAACAAUUAUGUUACUGAAGCUGUUUUUCAAAUCGAUUUGUUUUACCGACUCACAGGAAGGAGGGAAAUAUUGGGAACCCUGUUUUUUAAGAUACACUUCAAGCAUCCAACCUGACAGAGAUCCAGAUUUUCUGUUCUGACAUGUUUUAUGUGGCAGAGGGUGGCCAUAGCGUUCACAUCCCAACCCACGUUUGAGAAUACAUCACUAUGCCAUUUCAAGGUCUACUCAGUGAGAGGAAGUGUGCUAUUCUUUGUGCCAAGAGGUGAAAUUAGAAAGCUCUUUUGUGAUGUGCCAUUAUUGUGUUUGUACCUACAAAUAACAGGUGACCCAACAAGUAUUCAUGUUUUCACAACCAAUUCGGGGGUCGAGUCCCCUCCGUGUACAGGAUAAAUGGAUAAAGAAGCAGUUGAUUUGCUCAGUACGGUUGCUUAAUAGUGGUGGAGUUUACUUUGUAAUAGCAACUGUGCCGAUGUCUUUAUAAUGGGAGCACUCUCAAUUCUAUCCAUGUAUUGUCUUGCCUUGCUCUAUAUCACCCCUGCUAACUCCUUGGCCUGAAUUUGAUGUCUGCCUCCGGGUGACUCGGGUGAACCUGUUUAAUGAUGUUCUAUUUCUGUCUGCAUGCUGAUAUUUUGGGAAAGUAUGUCCAGUUAGGGAGGAGCGUUAAACCGGAGACAAACAGCACAUGAGAAAUUUCCUGUGUGUAGCGCCCUAGAACCAGCAGCACGUGUCACGGACAACUUCACUUUUUUUUUCUCCCUUUUUUAAAGCAACUUGUUUGCUGACCCGUCCCUGACCCUGUCUCGCCGAAAGUACAAUUCACUGGCAUUGCACAGGCUGUUAAACACAUAAAUUGACCUGCUCCGGGCACUCACUCCGGGGAAGGACUCUCCGUUUAAUACUCUCCGGCAAAAAAACGCCCACUACCGCAUACAUAGUAAUUACUUCAUUUUUUUUUUCAACUAUAAUUGUUCAAUUCGGUCUAAACACAAUAAUCAAAGCUAUUUCACCCUUUCUGUGUAAUUAGAAGAUCAUAUUCAAAUCUUUGUUUGUUCAUAAUUAAAUCAACUACUAAUAGCGAUUGAUUAAUCGUGACUACCUCCCUGAUAGGAUCGGAUAUGUUUGCCGGAAUGGCUGAAUCCUGCUGCCACUAAUUAUUUGACAGUCUUUUUUUUUUGCUGUCGUAGAGCUGGAAGCACAGGCCCAGCAUGAUAAUGAUUGCAUGUUUGAGCUAAAUGUCUGCAGCCCACCCAGGCUUUAUUUUCUUCCUCGGGUUUGUUUCUUUAUGGUUUUGAACAAACCAAGCUCUCCCCCCACAAUCCCUGCCCCUUCUGUUUAUUUUUAGGAUCUAAUGGGCACUGAAAACAUUUUGCUUUUCUUUAAAAUAAUAUUUCUUUGGUUGGGGGCUUAUGGAAGGGUGAAUAAAGGUCUGAAAAUUGCAGCAAAAUGCUUAAUAUUUCCGUGCAAAUCUCGGAAGGGAAAGCCAGGGAGACAAGGGGAAGACGCAGACACUCCUUACAAAAAGGGAUGAUAUGGAGGGACAAAUGUGUAUCAUGUAGCACACGCUCAACUGGCGUUUUCUCAACAAUGAUGCUUAAUCGCAUACACGGAUAAACAGAGACUCGCUUUAUUUAUUUAUCUGUUAGCAAGAAACCUUUUUGGUCUUUAAAUGAAGAACAAUCACGCAUAUAAAAUAUAUAAAUCCAAAAUUUGACUGCAAAAUCACACACUCCUAGAUGAAUGAUAAUAAAUGGCUGCAGUUUUUGAAGCUGCCAUCCAUUUCAGAUCACCCAAGGCCAUAUGCGACGGUUCAGCAAGUUCUAAUCCAUUACCUGAUGAAAAUUAAUUCUGAGCCAGACGUGGAGUCGCGCUACACAAUUUUUCUCCCUCUAUCAUACAUCUGUGUCUAACCCACAGGCAGCGUUGGGACAUACCCACAUGGCAUACUGUCAUGAGUCCAGAGAGUCAGCACUUAUACACAGAACAGGGAGGCUAAGCAGAAAAAAAUAAGUUAAUGCUCCCCAUCUGCCACUUCGACUCCUAAUUCGAGUUUCUAUUUUUGUUGGUGUCAUUAGUGUGUGCGUGCAGUCUGCCAAGUGGUAAGGAUGAAUAACGUUGUCAUGCUAAAAGGCAAAGACUGGGAGGAUCGCUAGUGAGUUAGCAUCCCUGCAUGUUCCCAGAUGGCCAAAGUUUGUGUGUGUCUAGCAGCACUUCCUCUACCUCCUCCAAAUCAACGUCCCUAAUAUAGCGAUAUUCAGGCAAUGCCCUGUCUCUAUUGAUGGUUAUUGUUCCAUGAUUACCAUGAGCAGUCUUUCACCUCUGACCUGCAUUGUCCUUCCUCUGUUAUUGUGCCAUUGGUUGUGUGAGAGGGGAAAUGGGGAAGGCAGGAUCAUUAACCUCUGUCAGGGAAACACACAUUAAUUUUUUUUUUCUUCCCAAAAAAGCCCAGUUUACACCCCUAAUAGGAUUUAAUGUAAGCACUGAAGAAAGAAAGGAUUUUUUUCAUAUGGGCUGUGUUGUACUGCUGCUUUUGGUUUGAGAUUGCAGGAAGACAGACAGCAGAGAAAGGCAGCUAGAAAGCAAUAGCAGAGAAGUCUAGUCUUUGCUUCCUUGGUUCAAAGUCCUCUAUUUCCUUUUGGGGGUUUUUGCUGAUACUUAGAUGCUUUUCACAUAAUACCAGGGGAGGCCCACUGUCUCCUUUUCGUCAAUCUCUUGCAGGAUGCAUUGCUUUCUCUAGAUGUAAAUAUGCGCUGCAUUGUUUUCUUUGGUAGUUGUUUUUGUUGUUCAAUUAUUUUAUUUUUUUUGUUAAUCCUAUUUGGAUAUAUAUUCUUUUUACUGUAUUCAGACCUAAAGCAUUUUUGUGGAGACCUGGUCCAAGCGAAAAAUAUGGCUCUUCUUUGAGUAUAUUAUUGUCAGAAAAUAUUUUGUAAAAAUUUUGAUGAUGAUAUCAGAAAUAAACAUCUAAAGAUGGGA